AUUGUUAUUAUUAUUAUUAUUAAAAUAAUCAUCCUGCCUCAGAAGAAAGGAAGGUUUUUGGCAACUCUGGUUAAAAAAAAAAAAAAAAAAAAGAAAGACAACUUUUCAUCAAUGGCCUCUUUUGGAUAUUUCCUGUUUCUUUGUGGGUUGAGUCAGGCUCUGUCAAGUUACCCAAUCUGGUGGUCCUUGGCAAUUGGUCACCAGUAUUCCUCCCUGGGGACUCAGCCCAUCCUCUGCGGGAGCAUCCCAGGACUGGUACCCAAGCAGCUACGCUUCUGUCGGAACUAUGUGGAGAUCAUGCCCAGUGUAGCAGAAGGGGUAAAGAUUGGGAUCCAGGAAUGCCAACACCAAUUUCGAGGGAGGAGGUGGAACUGCACGACUGUCAAUGACAGCUUAGCCAUCUUCGGGCCUGUGCUAGAUAAAGCUACCAGGGAAUCAGCCUUUGUCCAUGCCAUUGCCUCUGCUGGAGUGGCUUUUGCGGUGACCAGAUCCUGUGCCGAAGGCUCAGCCACCAUCUGCGGCUGUGACACCCGCCACAAGGGCUCUCCUGGGGAAGGCUGGAAAUGGGGGGGCUGCAGCGAGGACGUGGAGUUUGGGAGCAUGGUGUCUCGGGAGUUUGCGGAUGCCCGCGAGAACAGACCAGAUGCUCGAUCAGCCAUGAACAGGCACAACAACGAAGCUGGAAGGACCUCUAUUAUUGAACUCAUGCAUCUUAAGUGCAAAUGUCAUGGCCUCUCAGGCAGCUGUGAAGUGAAGACCUGCUGGUGGUCUCAGCCAGACUUCAGGGUCAUUGGUGACUACCUCAAGGACAAGUACGACAGCGCUUCCGAAAUGGUGGUGGAAAAACAUCGAGAAUCCCGUGGCUGGGUUGAAACCCUCAGGCCCAAAUACAACUUCUUCAAGGCUCCAACUGAGAAGGACCUGGUUUACUAUGAGAACUCACCAAACUUUUGUGAGCCCAACCCUGAGACAGGUUCCUUUGGAACCCGUGACAGGAUCUGUAAUGUCACUUCCCAUGGGAUUGACGGUUGUGACCUUUUGUGCUGCGGCCGCGGGCACAACACAAGGACUGAGAAACGGAAAGAGAAGUGCCACUGUAUCUUCCACUGGUGUUGCUACGUCCGCUGCCAGGAGUGCAUACGAGUCUACGAUGUCCACACGUGCAAAUAAAGCAGACAAAACCCUUCGCUGGGCUCCAAGGGGAGAAACAGAUUUGAGCCUACUUCCUCUGAGGUUGCAGACAUGAGAGAAGUCUACAUUUUUGAUAAUAAAAGAAUAAAAACUUUUUAAAAGGCUAAAACUGGUUGGAUAGAAUAGGUCUAAUGACUUCUGGGCUAUCCCAAGGUACAUCUGGCAGUCACACAAGUUACGCCCCAACGAUGCCUCCUCUAGGAGACAGCGGCUUUUCAACCAGCCGACAACACAGAGCUGGAAAGAAGAGCAUUAGCAAAAGCAUGGAUUUGCUCUGCUCUCACCCACGUGAAGUGACUCAUGAUUAAGUGUCCUUUGAAAGACUUGCAUCUUCCCAAGUAUCUCCUUUUCCCUCAGCCAGGCAGAGGCUGUUGGACAGCAGCACUAAGCUUUCUGAGAUCUAUCUACAUACCCAAACGGCCGGACUCUGUGUAUAAUGUGAGCAACAACAACAGCAGCAAAAGAAAUCAAAGCAGAUAAAUUAAUGAUUUAAGGGGGAAAAAAACCAACCACAAAACACAAAUACUCCUUUGCUUUUGCCAUGGAACUGGAGAAGUCUACAAGUAUAUCCUAGAGCUGUAGAGUGGGCA
Messenger RNA from Falco peregrinus (peregrine falcon), 1781 nucleotides. RefSeq names its product Wnt family member 3A (gene WNT3A). Gene Ontology annotation, molecular function: frizzled binding; cytokine activity. The record is from RefSeq and is a predicted model, not a curated record. NCBI's taxonomy places the organism in Eukaryota, Metazoa, Chordata, Aves, Falconiformes, Falconidae. Gene Ontology annotation, cellular component: extracellular region. The transcript is spliced from 4 exons. The coding region runs from base 112 to 1170 and encodes 352 amino acids. Gene Ontology annotation, biological process: cell fate commitment; multicellular organism development; canonical Wnt signaling pathway.